AUGGCCCCAACAUGGGUAGAGUAUGUCCUCGAGCGGUCCAAUUACUUGUACCCGAGACAGCGGAUUUCGAAGCUGUCCCGAAUCCAAAGCGAUCUGGUUACCGCGGGCUUACAAUACCCCAAUCAUUGCGCAACAAGCACUCCUGAGGCGGAUCCCGCCACUCGCCUAGGUAUCAAACUCAAAUUCAAGUCCGUGUCAGACAGGGAGAUGAAGAAGUUCUAG
Messenger RNA from Capronia coronata CBS 617.96, 222 nucleotides. RefSeq lists its product as uncharacterized. The transcript has a single exon. Bases 1 to 222 code for a protein of 73 amino acids. NCBI's taxonomy places the organism in Eukaryota, Fungi, Ascomycota, Eurotiomycetes, Chaetothyriales, Herpotrichiellaceae. The record is from RefSeq and is a predicted model, not a curated record.